AUGGCAUCUCCAAGUAUGUCCAAGGUUAAAUUCGGGGGAAACACCCGGCUCCUGACUUCGCCUCCUAUCCACAUCGACGCGCGCGUUUUGGGCCUCUACGUCUACCAUGGCCAAGCAACAUCUCGGUUGCAUUCGGACCUGGAGACUACACGAACUGUGCUGACAGCCUAUAAGACCAGCGCACUGGGACAGAGGUCAUCAUCUGGUCACCUGGGCCAGUAUUCAUGGUUCCAAAUCGCUCUCGACGAAGCCCAUUGGACCCACAACGCGUCUACUCAAGUCCUCCCAAUUUUGCAUGAGUUUGAAGCACAGAGGAGAUAG
Cladophialophora psammophila CBS 110553 is the source of this 321-nucleotide messenger RNA. RefSeq lists its product as uncharacterized. The record is from RefSeq and is a predicted model, not a curated record. The transcript has a single exon. Bases 1 to 321 code for a protein of 106 amino acids. Lineage: Eukaryota; Fungi; Ascomycota; Eurotiomycetes; Chaetothyriales; Herpotrichiellaceae.